AUGACUAACUCUUCUUUGUCUUCUGGAGACGACUUAGAAGAUAGUAGGACAUAUGAGAGUAAUGACGGACAUGUGGUACAGUCUUUGUAUUCAGAGAGUACCUGUUCUUCUAGUACAGCUGGACCAAGAAGUCGAAGAGCAAGCUCCCUUCAAAGUUAUAAUCCACUAGCUAGAAGGAGUACUGUAGGUAGCCGUGGAACAGCUAGGAGCGAUGGGACAGCCGGGCUGUCUUUGGUCAAUACUAUUAGUAAGAUUGUGAGUGCUGUGAAGGACGACAAUGAGCAGACCGAGAAAGACCAAGGAAAUCUGAACACAGUGCUUAAAUCAAGGUUUGAUUUAGGUGACGCCAUUCGUAUGGAACAUAAUAGAGGUACUGAAGAAGGGACUGUACCGUACGAUGAGGAAUCUAUGGCAUCGUGGGACGAUGAGAGCCGAAGGAAGGGCGAAGUUCCAGAAGACACGGAUGAUCAGACUGUCAAGAGAGUCUUUACGAACAAAUCUACAGGUGAUUUGGAGUUGCCACCUGAUGGUGGAUAUGGGUGGGUUGUUCUGUUUUGCGUUUGGUUGAUUAUGUUUUCCACCUGGGGUUGUAACUCUGGGUUUGGUGUCUUUCUAGCAUUUUACUUGAAUGAGAAUACUUUCCCUGGGGCUACCAAGUACGAUUAUGCAUUGAUUGCGGGUUUGACGGUGUGUUUGGGGCAAGGUUUUUCGCCGUUUGUCAUGGUUGUGAUGAGAAUUAUCGGUAUCAGAGGCACAAUGCUAAUAGGUGCAGCACUGAUGAUAGCGGGGUUUAUCCUGGCUUCGUUCGCUACAAAGUUGUGGCAACUUUAUUUAACUCAAGGUGUUUUGAACGGUGCUUCGAUAUCUUUUGCCUUUGUUCCAGCUACAACACUGAUACCGGGCUGGUUUCUCAAAAAGAGAGCCGUUGCCAUGGGCCUGUCUUUGAUGGGGACUGGUGCGGGUGGUGUUGUGUAUGGUUUAGCCACGAACAAGAUGAUCGCCGAUGAUGGGAAUACGAAACGGGCUUUAAGAGUACUGGGGAUUUCAUGCACCGUUAGUGUAUUGGUUGCCACUGCACUAGUGAAACAACGUAAUCCAGUACCAAGUGUUGGGUUUAAAUCGUGGAAAGCAAUUGUAAGUCAAUUUAGACUAAUCUUCGACUUCAAGGUGCUUAGAAACCCUUUUGUUCCUCUUGUGUGCUUAUGGUUCACCUUAGCUCUAAUGGGAUAUAAUCUGAUGGUGUUCACUUUAUCAUCUUACGCAAUUGCUCGUGGUAUGACACCGCAUCAGGGCUCUAUCCUGACUGCAGUUUUGAAUGGGGCACAAUCUAUUGGUAGGCCACUGAUGGGUCUUGCCGGCGAUAAGUAUGGAAGAGCUAACGUAACGAUUACCUUGACCGCUCUACUUACAAUAUUUUUGUUUGCAUUCUGGAUACCGGCUCACACUUUUGUACAGUUGCUCAUGUUCUCCAAUUGCGUUGGAAGUUGUGUUGGCGUAGCAAACGUUAUGAACACAGUGCUAAUCGCUGACAAUGUUGAGCCAGAACAGUUUCUCGCGGCAUGGUCAUGGGUGAACGUUACGGAUGCGCCAUUCUUGCUGGUGUGUGAGGUCAUUGCUCAGGCACUUACGGUACCAGAGGCAAAGGAUAAUCCUUAUUUGCACACUCAGAUCUUUGCAGGGUGUUGCUUCGCUGCGGCCCUCGUCUUGAUCCUCAUCCUAAGAGAGUACUCCGUAAGACUCAAGUUACUUGAGCGUCAAAAAGUAACCAAUUUGAAAGCUGAAGAAUGGAAACUAUAUGAUGAAAAUGGAUCAGAUGAAGAAUGGGGGCCGUUAAACGAGCGGAAGAUCAAAUACGAUCUUUUACUAAAGCCUGGUAUCAAGCAGUACUUUUUGAGGAUGGCAUACCCUAUGAAGGUUUGA
Molecule: messenger RNA, 1920 nt
Organism: Torulaspora delbrueckii
Lineage: Eukaryota; Fungi; Ascomycota; Saccharomycetes; Saccharomycetales; Saccharomycetaceae
Gene: ESBP6
Product: Esbp6p
Exons: 1
Coding region: 1-1920 (639 amino acids)
Biological process (GO): transmembrane transport
Molecular function (GO): transmembrane transporter activity
Source: RefSeq, a predicted model, not a curated record